CAGCUGUAGGUUAUCGGAAUACUUACUGUCAAAAAUAGCUAUAGAAAUUCGUAUUCUAAAUUAUGUCAAUGUCAAAUGUGUCGGUCUUUUUCGUUGUGUAGAUAAAUAUCAUAUUUAUUGUAGUUGUACAAAUAUAGCUUAGAAAAAAUUAAGAAUAACUACUAAGUAGUUAUAGACAUCUUUCUUCCGAGUGACAAAGCCUUUAUCAAAAUUCCUCCAGCUGCGAUAAACGAAGGUACUUCUCUCCGUACUGCUAAUUGGUGGUCGGAGAUGUUGGCUGCAUGUGAGACGGGUGAAGUGUUUGCGUUGCUGGAAGCACGCGACACCGUCGACAACUUCGCCGCCCUAUACAACAGUGUUCGUGAGCCCUGGCUGACGCGCGCUCUACUGCUGUACCAUGCGCGCACCGGCUCUACCCGCGCCCUCGAACUGCUGGCGCGCGCGCCCGACGCACACGUGCAGCACCUGCUCGACGCGCUGCUGGAGCAACUGCGCGGGGAGCGGCCGGCGCGCCUGCACGCCCUCGCCGCGCUCGCCCCGCUGGUGGCGCGCCGCCCGCUGUGGCUGCACCGCCUGCCGCACUCGCUCGCCCGCGACCUGCUGCGUGCGGCGAGACACGAGCGAGACCCGCUGCCUCUGCUGCACGUCUUGCUCACGCUCGCCGCGCUGCUGCCCGCAGUGCCCACUCUCGCCGCGCCCCAUUGGCCAGACCUAGCUGACGCGCUUCUGCGGCCCUCUGCGCUCGACCCACCGCCGCCGCCACCGACCCGAGAUCACCUCCAACUGGCGCAGCUGGCCCUCUUUCACGCUCUAUACGCCACGCACCCGUGUACCCUGCUGGAAACUCUUCGAAGCGAAUGCGCCACUGGAAGCAAACGCGACGUCUGGGAACGAGGCGUGGCGCCUCUGCUGCGGUCGGUUCGUCUCCAUCCCGCGCUCGUGACGGGCUCCCGGCAGCGCGAGGCCGACGCGGCGCGCUGGGCACAUCUCGAGAUACACGACGUGCUCGCCGAGAGCCGCCGCCUUUCGAUGCGCGUCCGAGACCGGACCGACGAGCGAGCGCACUCGACGAUCGCCGUCCCCGGCCCCGUCGCCCCGCCCUCCCCGGCGCCCGGUAGCGGCGCGCACGCGACCCGCGCCGCCUCCGCCCUCAGGCCCGGCGCGGAGCCCUGGUUCGCUCUCGGCGACCGCUGCGGCGCAGACUCCGCACCCAACACGCCCCUUCCCGCCGACGUCGACGCCGCCGAACCGCCCGAAGCCGCCGUCGAGGCGACCCCGGAGAACACGCCCGCCAAGGAGACGCGAGCCCAGUUCCGAUUUCCGACGGAAUCCGCCGCCGUACGCGCCAUCGGGCGACGCUCUCAACCGCCCUCACCGCUGCGCAAGGAGACGUCCCCGCCCGCCGGCGGCGGCCCCGGCGAGGGGUACGCGGGGCGUCUGGCCCGUGUCGCUCUGGAGAGGCGCGCGGCAGAGUCACCGGUGCCGUUCGGGGGGGGCCCGCCGCCGGCCGGUGCCGUGGCGCGCCCAGAGCCGAGCCGAGCGGCGCCGGCGACGGACAACGAGCCGCUCAACGUCGAAGACCGCGAAGUGCUGGAGCUAACGGAACGCGCGCGCACGGAGCGCUCGUGGUCGGGCGCGGAGGCGCGCACGCCGGUGGCGCGCGACCCGCGCGCGGCGGAGCGCGGGGGGCGGCGCGCGGGCCCCGCGGCGCCGGCGCGGCGCUCGGCGUCGUGCUCGGCGCGCGAGCGCGUGGGGCGCUCGGCCGACGCGUCCGUGCAGACGCUCGACGUGUGGCCCGCGCCGUAUGAAUUCCUGAUAGCCGACUUCUAUCGCAGCCUUCCAGCCGAUGAGCGCAAGCAGAAUAUCGAGGAGAAGAUCGACGAGCCGACCCUUCCCUGUGAACGUCUCGACAGCUAUCUGUCCGAACUGUACUCGGGACACGUCAUCGCGGACGCGUCCGAGCUCGCCGAGCAGCUCGCGCUCGUGCACGCGCAGCUCAUGUACGAGCGCUGGCGCAGGGAGGCGCACGCCGAGCGCAACCGCCGCCUGCUCGGCCGCUGUCGCGAGACGCGCGCGCUGGAGCUGCAGAACGCCGCGCUGCGGGACCGCCUGCGCGCCGCGCAGCACGAGCGCGACGAGCUGCUCGCGCGCCGCGCCCGGGACCCGCCCGCCGCCGCGCCCCUCUGCGCCGCCACCGACCGGGAGCUGCGCCUCGAGGCCGCGCUCGCGGAGGAGAGCGCGGCGAGGCUGCGCGCGGAGGCCGCCCUGCGCGAGCUAGAGGCGCAGCGAGCUAUCGACGCGGCCGAGCUGCGCCGCACGCGCGGGGAAUCCUUCGAGGCGGCACGCCACGUCGAGGCGCUCGCGCGGGCCGCGCUGGCGGCCGAGCGGCGCUCCGAACACGUGCGACGACUGCGUCGCGAGCUGCUCGUGCUGGCCGAGCGCGAGGCGCGGCUGAGCGGCGCCGUGCGCGCGGCCAGCGGAGCGGCGGCCGGCGCGGAGGCCGAGCGCGCCGCGGCCGAGGAGCGCGCGUUGCGGGCGGCGCUGGCGCGCGCGGAGACCGAGGCGGAGGCGUCGACGGCGCGCGCGGAAGCGGCCACGGCGCGCGCGCACGAGCUGGAGGCGGCGCUGGGCGCGCGGGACGCGGCCGUGGGCGAGCUGCGGCGCGCGGCGCGGCACGCGGGCGAGGAGCACGCGGCGCGGCUGCGCGCGCUGCAGGACAAGUGCGCGGCGCUGGCGCGCACGGUGCGCGCGGGCGAGGGCCGGCGCCUGGAGUGGCUGGCGGGCGCGGCGGGCGCGCGCGGCGCGGCGGCGGCGGGCGGGGGGCGCGGCGCGCGGCCGGCGCUGGCGGACUGCAGUCGCGUGCGGCGGCUGCUGGAGCGCGACGACGCGGACGUGACGGAGUCCAGCUAAUGCCGCCUCUCGUCGGCCGAUCGCUUCGCUCGCGUGCGUUCCGUAAAAAUCUAAGUCUCGUAGGGAUCCGGCUCGGGGUGCCGGCCGCGGUGACGUCGUGUUUCAUGAGAAAAUAUUUUUAAGAUACGAUCGCUGCGUUAUUUCGUUAACUCUGUCGAUGUACAAUUGUAUGCACGAGUACUGUGGUCGCUUUCUCCGACUCGCGGCCGCACGAUUGUAUCGUCUUCUAUUCUGCGUCGGAGCCGGCGUUUGUUUCCCGACAAACGGACAUCUGUACGUUUCACUGACGUCGGCAAUCGUUUUCUUAAAUUUA
This is a messenger RNA of Vanessa tameamea, 3223 nucleotides long. It is a transcript of the gene Tsc1, whose product is annotated as hamartin. Lineage: Eukaryota; Metazoa; Arthropoda; Insecta; Lepidoptera; Nymphalidae. The transcript has 3 exons. The coding region runs from base 271 to 2910 and encodes 879 amino acids. Gene Ontology annotation, biological process: regulation of cell cycle; negative regulation of cell population proliferation; negative regulation of TOR signaling. The record is from RefSeq and is a predicted model, not a curated record. Gene Ontology annotation, cellular component: TSC1-TSC2 complex.